Molecule: messenger RNA, 384 nt
Organism: Plasmodium vivax (malaria parasite P. vivax)
Lineage: Eukaryota; Apicomplexa; Aconoidasida; Haemosporida; Plasmodiidae
Exons: 2
Coding region: 1-384 (127 amino acids)
Source: RefSeq, a predicted model, not a curated record
AUGAACACCUCCAACAUGAAAUUGGCCAGACAGCUUUCCCUUUUUAGUCAGAGGAGAUUUUUGGGAAAUACCGUUAGGGGGCCCCAACCAAAGGAGAUCGCCAAAAACGCAGAAUACGCAAUGGACCUCCUCCACAAAAAGUCGUACACCUACCAGGACUUCAAGCAGCAGUGUGAGUCGCUACGGAUAUUUGUCUACUUCGGAUUGGUGGGGGUGUUGUCGGUGGACCUUUUAAUAAACCCCUUGAAGUCUUCCUACUGGGAUCGCUUUUCCCCCCUGAACAUGUUCAUACGUUUUUUCCGCUUUUUCAAGAACGGCGAGGAUGACAUUUUCCGGCACAACGGGAGCGCCUCCUACGAGCAGUUCGUGCGGCUCCUUCGGUAG